AAUGUAUUGUAACUGAUCUAGGCGUGGUAUCCAUAUGGGCAUGUCCAGUAUCAUUACAUUAUCACUACUUGGAAAUCAAUUUCUUUUUCUACUUUUUUGUUCGAAAUUUCUUUUCUGUUAAAACUUUGAAGCUACAUUUUGUGAACUUGAGUUUAUAUUCAAUCCAAAAUGACUAUGCAUUCUGCAGUAAAAGGCAAACUCCUGGCAGUGAUCGGCGAUGAGGACACUUGCGUUGGAUUUCUGUUGGGUGGUAUCGGAGAAAUAAAUAAGAACAGACAUCCCAAUUUCAUGGUCGUGGACAAAAACACGGCAGUAAGCGAUAUCGAAGAUUGCUUCAAACGCUUCGUCAAGAGGGAUGACAUCGAUAUCAUAUUAAUCAAUCAGAAUGUUGCUGAAAUGAUAAGACAUAGCAUUGAUGCCCAUACUCAGCCAAUACCAGCAAUAUUAGAAAUUCCGUCGAAAGAUCAUCCUUACGAUGCUACAAAAGAUUCUAUAUUGAGAAGAGCCAAGGGAAUGUUCAAUCCUGAUGAUAUUCACUAAAUUGUUCGGAAAACGAGGAAGGAUGUGCCAAGCAACAUAACACAGUUUGAAUAGGUUAUCAGAGAAAAACAUACUACCAUGUAAAUAAUCUGUAAGAAUUUUUGUAUAUAUGCGGUGCAUUCGUUUAUAUUUUCUGUACUUCAUUCGAAAUAACUAUUCAACUUCGCCAAUUUAAUUCAGUUUCAUUACAUUCUAGCUUUAGUGAUAACUAAAGUAAUUUUCAUUCUUAAGACUUUAUUUUAUUGUUAUUUCAACGUUUUAAAUUCGUUUUUAAGGUAGUUAAAAAUGUUCGUUUAGGUUUCGCAUUAUUGAUGCAUUCAUUAAAAAUUUUAUGCUGUUUAA
This is a messenger RNA of Planococcus citri (citrus mealybug), 882 nucleotides long. It is a transcript of the gene Vha14-1, whose product is annotated as V-type proton ATPase subunit Vha14-1. The transcript is spliced from 5 exons. Gene Ontology annotation, cellular component: membrane; proton-transporting V-type ATPase, V1 domain. NCBI's taxonomy places the organism in Eukaryota, Metazoa, Arthropoda, Insecta, Hemiptera, Pseudococcidae. The record is from RefSeq and is a predicted model, not a curated record. Gene Ontology annotation, biological process: proton transmembrane transport. Gene Ontology annotation, molecular function: proton-transporting ATPase activity, rotational mechanism. The coding region runs from base 169 to 540 and encodes 123 amino acids.